CAUUAAUAAUAAUUUUAUCACGGUAAGUAUUACAUUUAGUUUGCCAAAUUGGCCAAAUAGCUGGACUAUUUUGUACAUGAUUUCUAGUGAAGAUGCAUUUUUCUUUUUCAGUGAAUUAUGGAUAUCUUCCUUCGAUGUUCACUAAAACCCUGAAUUAUCACUAACUUAUUGCUUAUAGAUCAUGUUUGCAAGAAGGACAUUCAACUUAAUGAGAGGCUCUUCUAGAAUUUGAAGGAGUAUCCCUAAAAGAAAUUAUUCGCUGAAAAUUCUCCAGAAUGAAUAUUUCCCUGACUCUUUUGAAGCAGAAUUCGAAAUUGAUGCAGCUGAAGCCAAUCCUAUCAAGAUGUUCCUUGAUGAAGAGUUUAUUAGAACUCUCUCAGAGAGGCAAAGGAUGGCUAGGCUGAUUGAAGAGGAUCCUGACAACUUCCCAGGCAUUUCUCACGGAGAAACCAUUACUGAUUACUUUGAGAGACAAUACAAAGGAAUCUUGCCCCAGGUUGUUGAAGAUUUCAAUUUUAAUGCUCUCCCAGAGCCAGAGCCUGCCACUAUUGAUGAUGAAGCAGGAGCUGAGGAUCCUACUUCUCACAUUUCUAAGAUAAAGAAAUAAAGUUAAUUACUGGCCAACAUAAAUUAUAUCAUUUAUCGUAAAAUUUAUA
This is a messenger RNA of Moneuplotes crassus, 656 nucleotides long. The record is from the annotation of a GenBank genome assembly. Lineage: Eukaryota; Ciliophora; Spirotrichea; Euplotida; Euplotidae.